Trematosphaeria pertusa is the source of this 1329-nucleotide messenger RNA. RefSeq names its product P-loop containing nucleoside triphosphate hydrolase protein. Gene Ontology annotation, molecular function: ATP hydrolysis activity; ATP binding. NCBI's taxonomy places the organism in Eukaryota, Fungi, Ascomycota, Dothideomycetes, Pleosporales, Trematosphaeriaceae. The annotation marks the transcript as partial. The record is from RefSeq and is a predicted model, not a curated record. The transcript has 2 exons.
CCGGCAACAUUCCAGGCUUGGGUCGUUGGAAUCCUGAAUGGUGGUGACGAAAGCUGGCUGAAGCCCUACGUCGAGUCCGCAUUCUUCGAGGAGUUCCGUGCGAGGAUGAAGAAGCGCACAGGGUUUGACGCCCAGUGGCUGGUCAACGGCUACACGCUCUAUAACACUGGUCGUGAGUACCUCCCAUCUAUCCUUGAUUACAUCAAGGAUGCGGUCACUAGCUCUGUCACGGUCGAGUCAACGGACACCGUAGUGUACACGGGUCUGAUUAAGUUUGCUUCUCAACAGACUCAAGCCUCUAGCUCUUCGUCUCUAACGCUCCGAGGACAGCACGAAAUGCUAACUCAAGGACAGGAUUUCCAUCCCGUUUCCGGGCAGCCCGGACGCAUCUUCUGGUUCAAUGAAUCGCUCUUCUACCUGGAGACAUUCGAUUCUUCCAACCAGGGCUAUGAAGUGGACGGACAUUGGAUUUCAACUUCAUCGUCCGAUUACUUGCUCGUUCGGUGCUUUGGAGGGAGUCCCAAGCCCAUCCACGAACUGAUCGAGCACUGCAAGCGGGAGUCAGUCGGCAGUGAGAAGCUCGAGAUUACGCAAAUGCGCGCAGGCAGGGGGAAGGAAAUUGUCGAACGACGGAAAAGGCCGCUAUUCACGAUCGACUUGGAGCCCGCCCUGCGAGCAGAAAUCGCCGAAGACGCCGAAACCUUCUUCCACAAGAGCUCGCGGAACUACUACGAGGCGACAGGUACGCCUUACCGGCGAGGUUAUCUGCUCAGCGGGCCUCCAGGUACUGGCAAGACUUCGCUUUCGAACGCUAUUGCGUCGCAUGUCUUAACGCUGAGUGGGCUCCUCAACGUGAUUGACGGUGUAUGUGCAAAAGAAGGUCGACUGCUGAUCAUGACCACCAACGCACCCCGGAAGCUAGAUCCGGCACUCUAUCGCGCCGGUCGCGCAGACAGGGUGUUCGAACUCGGCUACGCCAACAAAGUCACCGCAGAACUGACCUUCAAGCGCACCUUUGGGCAGGACGAGGUCCGGAAGUUCACUAUCGAGGCGGUAGACAGGCUGGCCAAAGCUUUUAGGGACCAGUUCCCCAAGAACAGCCGGAUAUCUACUGCCAAGCUCGCCGAAUACUGCAAUUCCCAUCGUGGGAGGCCUGAUCGAGCGGUUGAAGCUUUUGCGGAUUUCCUGCACAAGCUUAGGACUGGGGCAGAUGCGUUCUCGUACGACAUCAACGAUGUCGUUGCUGAUGCUGCUGAAGACGGCGAUCUCAAUGUGCCGGAUGAGUUCGACCGCGACCUGCUAAAGCUCAGCCACAGCGACUAUCUUGAG